Folsomia candida is the source of this 1145-nucleotide messenger RNA. RefSeq names its product myosin regulatory light chain sqh (gene sqh). The record is from RefSeq and is a predicted model, not a curated record. Gene Ontology annotation, biological process: locomotion; post-embryonic development. NCBI's taxonomy places the organism in Eukaryota, Metazoa, Arthropoda, Collembola, Entomobryomorpha, Isotomidae. Gene Ontology annotation, cellular component: myosin II complex; cytoplasm. Bases 252 to 779 code for a protein of 175 amino acids. The transcript is spliced from 7 exons. Gene Ontology annotation, molecular function: myosin heavy chain binding; calcium ion binding.
GAAUUCCAACAGUAUACUAAAAAUUUUACAACAAUGCCAGCAUAUCACAUUCUUUGAUGUUUAACUGCUCAUAUACUAGUUCUGCAAAAAGUUGACAUCAAGUUCGGAGCACAAAUUGCAUAUAGAAAGCGUACAAAACAAGCAAUUGUCCAGUCACUCGACCCACCCACAAAGUUUACAAUUUCCAGAGUGAAAAAACACCUUACAAAUUUUCUGUUGACUUCCAGCAACACAAAAAAACAUCUGCCAAAAUGUCAGCAAGGAAAACAGGUCGUCGCGGCGUGACCAAGAAACGUGCCCAGCGUGCCACGUCCAAUGUCUUCGCUAUGUUUGACCAAGCUCAAAUUCAAGAGUUUAAAGAAGCAUUUAACAUGAUAGACCAGAAUAGGGAUGGUUUCAUUGAUAAGGAAGACCUUCAUGACAUGUUGGCCUCACUUGGAAAGAAUCCCACUGAUGACUAUCUCGAGGCAAUGAUGAACGAAGCACCGGGACCAAUCAAUUUUACAAUGUUCUUGACCUUGUUUGGUGAAAGACUUCAAGGUACAGAUCCAGAGGACGUUAUAAAAAACGCAUUUGGAUGCUUUGACGAGGAAAAUUUGGGGCAUGUUAACGAAGAAAAGUUGCGAGAAUUGCUCACCACGAUGGGAGACAGGUUUACGGAUGAGGAGGUGGACGAAAUGUUCCGUGAGGCCCCUAUAAAGAAUGGGUCUUUCAACUACGUAGAAUUCACAAGAAUUCUUAAGCAUGGUGCCAAAGAUAAGGAUGAACAAGAAGCCUAAGUCGCCUGACUCCUAACGACAUAAAUAUAGAAAGACGAAUUGUAUGUACUAAUAAUUUAAAUUAUCUUUCUCCUUCGGGUGGGUGGCUUCUUCGGCCUGUUUCUAAUAUCUUUGACUUAUAAAAAUGUGGUCAAGUUUAGCCAUAGUUUAAGAAUCACCUAAUCCACCUCAUUCCUUAUAAAGUAUUAUGCUCGUUGUCUUUAAAGUAACUUUCACUUUGUCUAUUCCGGUGGAUCCAUUCCGCAUGAUUGUCUAACAACUGCAGAAAAUGCAUAACAUUAGUAUCUUUUAUACACAUAUUAUCGUGCCUACUUUUGUACUACUCCAAUUGUCCGUAAAUAAUAAAUCAACCCUGUCAACUCUAGA